This is a messenger RNA of Lachancea mirantina, 684 nucleotides long. The record is from the annotation of a GenBank genome assembly. Lineage: Eukaryota; Fungi; Ascomycota; Saccharomycetes; Saccharomycetales; Saccharomycetaceae.
AUGUGGUCUUAUCUGUUUGGCGGUGGCACUGCGACCAAAGGCAAAGAUGCGCCUAAGAAAGCGAUCUUGGACCUUCGGGAACAUAUCACACUUUUGAACAAGAAACAAGCGCAUUUGCAAACGCAAGUGAGUUCGCAAGAGCAAAUCGCGCGCCAGUUGUUGGGCAAGAGCAACAAGACCGGUGCGAAAAAUGCCCUCAAGCGUAAGAAGACGUACGAGUCUCAACUCGCCAAGAUAGAGGCUCAAAUAGAUUCGAUGGAACAACAGUUGCAUUCGAUCGAAUCUGCAAAUUUGAACCUUGAAACGAUGCGCGCAAUGAAACAAGGCGCUUCGGCGAUGAAAUCCAUUCACAAGGGUAUGGACAUCGAUAAAGUGGAUGAAACCAUGGACGAAAUCCGUGAACAAGUGGAGCUCGGCGAAGAGAUUUCUGAUGCCAUUUCACGCCCGCUUUACGCAGGUGCAGACGUCGACGAGGACGAAUUGGACGAAGAAUUGCAAGCCCUUGCACAAGAAUCGGUCAAACAGGAAGUGGUACAGCCGCAAAGGUUGCCCUCGGUUCCAAUGGACUCGCUUGCCGAGCACCAGACUGGCGAGCACGAACGUGCAACCCCCGAGGAAGAAGAAGAAGAAGAGGACGAGGACGAAAGAGCAUUGCGGGAAUUACAGGCAGAAAUGGGUCUGUAA